Molecule: messenger RNA, 750 nt
Organism: Metarhizium album ARSEF 1941
Lineage: Eukaryota; Fungi; Ascomycota; Sordariomycetes; Hypocreales; Clavicipitaceae
Exons: 3
Coding region: 1-750 (249 amino acids)
Source: RefSeq, a predicted model, not a curated record
AUGGACGACCAAUUUGGCCAGUUUCUGGUGUUCCCACUGUCUCCAAGUUCUCCUGCUGAAGUUGACGGAGGUAGUGAGGCUGUGCUGAAGCGGGCUGGUAUCAUCACUCUUGAAGGCGAAGAAGUUUUGCUCAGAAAGGACUUGGUAUCAUGCGAGCUGGUCCUCCCCACGGGACCAGAGUCCGGCGAUAUACCGCCUGGGGAUGGCACGUUGUUCCUCACGAGCCAGAGGGUUUUAUAUGUCCCCGAGAACUCCACAGAAGGGUCACAACGCCAUUCCUGUUUCGUUGCUGCUAUUUCCGAUUUGCCAGACCCGGACUACUUCGAGUUCAUGAGCGGCAAGGUAUGGAAGUCGAGUUGCACCAGUGGUCAUGCUCUCUUGGUCUGCUUCUCCUUUACCGAGAGCGAGGGGGAUGAAUUCGCAAAUCGAUUUACACAGGUAAAGCAAGGCUUGUCACAGGACCAGGAAGGGAGCAGGGAGAUGGGCUGGACUUGGAGUGGCCUCGGCGCCGACAUGCCACAUGAGGGUUUUGCCGCAUAUCAAGGCCCCGGUGCAAACCCAUCGUGGUCGACGACGACGCACUAUCAUCACGAACCUACCGCCCAGACAUUCCCUGCCGUCGUAGACCUGACCGGGCCGACACCGUGGUCGACGACGACACACUAUCAUCACGGACCUGCUGCCCAGACAUUUCCUGCCGUCGUAGACCAGACGGAGCCUCCACCUGGCCAUGACGAAGCGCAAGCAUGA